ACCAAAAAAAUAGCUUUUAUAAGAGCGUCUCAAAAUGUUAGUUAAGAGGAAGGAGCCCUCUUACCAUACAUUUACAGUUUGACUUGGAUUGAAAGCAAGAACUUACUCAGAACAAUGGAGAGUGAAUUCAAGGUAUUACUGGAUGCAGAUGCCAGCACAGGGACAAGUGAUCGGACAUCCACUAGAAUCAAAACAUUUCAAAUGUCCAGACUUGCCUUGUCCCUGAUUUCUUUCACUCUCUGCCUUGCUACUGGUGGUGCUGUUUUCCUCUUCUCUAAUGCUCGUGUCAAGAGUGCAGUAUCAGACAAGGGAAACUCUGCUUUUCAUCACGCCUUAAGGCAAAUUUCAAACAGGGCAGCCAUUCAUCUAGAAGGAGUACACGACCCCGCCAUAAACACGUCAGUGAAGUGGAUGAGCAAAGUGGACCAGGCACACUCUCAAGGAGGUCUAGAGCUAAAAGACAAUGAGAUUCUGAUUCCUCAGAAUGGCCUCUACUUUGUUUACAGCCAGGCGUCGUUCAGAAUAAGCUGCAACAGCAAUGCUGAUGACCUUACUUCCAAUCACAUGAUCCAUCUGAGUCACACAGUGAAACGCUGGUCCAGAUCAUUUGGCUCUAAUGAUGAGAGGUCCUAUCAGACCCUCUUGCAUUCAGUUCGUACCGUGUGCCAGGGUACAGCCAGUAAGGAUCCAGACUCAGCUGGAAGCUUCUUCUCUGCAGUGUAUAUGGGAGCAGUAUUCGAUUUAAAGAGUGGGGACAGACUGAAGACUGUUAUGGAAGAGAAGAUGCUUGAGAAACUUGAGGAAGAUGCAGGGAAGACUUAUUUUGGUGUCUUUGCCUUGUAAAGAGAGCUUGCAGAGGGCAGUAAAUUUACAUGAACAUACAUGUGGUGGCAUGUAGCACCAGUACUGCUUAUUGUGGAAUGGACUCUGUUGCAUAGAACCAAAAGAAACUUGUUUUGUAAGUUUUACAUUUACAGAUCAACCAGUAAGUGAUUAGCAAUGUCUGAAAUGGUGGUCUGUAAUCCACCACAUCAGAGCUAUUUACUAAGAUAUGUCA
This is a messenger RNA of Poecilia reticulata (guppy), 1057 nucleotides long. RefSeq names its product tumor necrosis factor a (TNF superfamily, member 2) (gene tnfa). Gene Ontology annotation, cellular component: membrane. Gene Ontology annotation, molecular function: tumor necrosis factor receptor binding. Lineage: Eukaryota; Metazoa; Chordata; Actinopteri; Cyprinodontiformes; Poeciliidae. The record is from RefSeq and is a predicted model, not a curated record. Gene Ontology annotation, biological process: immune response.